AGCGACUAAUGCUUCACUGUUCAACAAUACAUUGUUUAUAAAUUCAACUGUUCAACUUCAAAUUCGAAGAUGGCUUAAAAAGAAGGAAACUAUUUCAAUAUGUCUGGAUCACGAUCAUCUAGAAAAGUCACUGUAGAGGGAACUUAUAAUGCUGCGGACACCAGUACAAAUAGAAAAAGUGUCUUUGAUCGACUGGGACCUGGUACGACUACGACUGAGAGAUCUCACUCAAGAAGAGAGGAGUAUAAAGAAGUUGUUGUUGAGAAAUGUAGGAAUUGGGUUAAAGAUAAACAUUGUCCAUAUGGUAGAACUUGUCGUUAUGAUCACGGUUCUGCAUCCUCAAAAAUGAAGUUGAUCAGAAGUAUUGUAAGUAAGAAUGAAGACUCAAGCUCAUCUAGUGAGCGAAAAAGUGAAGUUAAACUAAAAAGAGCUCCAAGUCCUGAGGAAAUUGAUCAGUUUGCAGGAAAGCCAGCAAAACGAAUGAAGCCAGAAAGUAUUAAAGUCACUAAAGAAUCAUUACAUCAAGAGUUAAAAGAGUCAAGAGGGUAUCGAAGACCGAAAGAUGAUACAAAAACCUCAACUAAACGACAAGAGAUUGAUGCUGACCAAAGUGAGUGGAAUCUUCCAAGCAUUAGUGAUAGUGAUGAAGGGCAACAGGGAAAUGAACUUGAUUGGGAGACGAGAGGUGCGUUAAAUCAAGCUCGUCAAAAAGAAUUGGAGAAAAGACGCAAAGAUCUUCGACGAAAAAUUGCCACGAUUGAUGACAGCGAUGAUCCUGUUGUAACCAUAUCAAAUAUGCCCCUUGUUGAACAUCCUUCCCCACCAUUUCAGGACGAAGAAAUUAAGAUAGAAAAGAAAAAGAAAAGCAAGUCAGAUAAAUCGAAAAAGAAAUGGAAAAAGAAAUCUCAUAAAAAUGAUGAAAGCUUCGAUGGUAAUGCAACUGAAAGUGUGGACAAACGAAAAAAGACGAAAAAAAAGAAGAAACAUGGUACAGAUUCAGAUCACGAAAGGAUUCAGAGCGAUCUUUCUCAUAGAAAAUCUCAUUUUGAAGGUGCCGUAUUCCAACAAGAUUUGUACCGAGAAAGCAAGAGACACGGCGAGUUUUUACCUCCAGUUGACAGAACUCGACCUGGACAUCGUUAUGAAGCAGAUUCUUAUCAUUAUGAUAAGCAAAGUCGUUCACAAAUGGAGUCGCGUUUGUUUGAAAAAGAACGUAUGAACGCGCAGCAGUAUGAAAUGAAAUCACGUCAACUGCAGGCCGAAGAAAGCAUUGAAAGAGAUACUAGACAAUUGGAACAGAAAAAAAGUUCUAAAUAUGAAGGAGAUUACCAUGGCGAAGAAUAUCGACAAUUUGAAAGAGCUCCUCAGUUAGAAAAAGAAAAUCGUCAGGUAAGAAAUGCAUCAGUUGGCCAAUAUGAAAAGGAUGCAAAAUCUUUGCAGUCUGAACGUAAGACACAGAUUGAAAAAUCGCGACAAACACACAUGGAACACGAUUCAAAGUCAGGUUCAUUUAGCAGUAAAAGACUGUCGUGGUCAUCUCAACAACAUGAAGAAAAUACUGCGUUGACUUAUGAAAAACAAUCGGGAACUAUUGGUUUUGGAAAAAACCGUCGAUUGCUAGGUGACGAAAAAGAAAUCAGGGGUUCUCAUCACGAACGAGAGGCAAAAUCUCCCUCGCCUGUAGGACGGUCGCCGACAUUUGAGAAACGUUCUACAACAAAAGAUUGGGAAGGUCUUUCAUCUCAAGUCAAAGCACGUUCACCCGAGAAGAAACAGCGUCACUAUCAACAUGAACCAUUUCGUAUUGGCGAACAAAUCCCACUGAGUCAUGGAAAUGAGAGAUUCCAUGAAAGUCAAACUAAGGAAGCUAAACGGAAAAAGGAAAAUCAACAAAAUAAUCUCUCGUUUGAAAACAGGCAAAAAGAUGAAGAAAUCGAGAAGUUAAAAAGGCAGAAGAAUCUCAACGAGAAAGCGACAUCACUUCUUAAAGAAAAACAUAAAAAAGUUGGAAAAUUGAAAGAGUCUGCUUCUGUUGUCCGCGCGCCAAUUACAAAUGUUAAGAUUCAAAAACCCAAGCUAAGUGACGAAGAAGGAAAAAAGAUCAGUCCUCGUAUACAAUCCCCAGAAUUGACUCAGCUUCCUUUGUCUUUCGAGAAAGAUCUCCCGACAUCGGGAAACAAGUCUACGUUUCUAUCAGAAAAGCAAAUUAAGAAAAGCGCUCACGUUAAAUGCAAGCAACCUGGUAGUACAAAGAGUGUUAAAUCUUCCAGCGGUGCGAAGCAUCUUCCUCUUCAAAUACAAAAUGAAAAUAUAACGGAAUCUAGCGAAAAUGAUAGCUCAAGUAGCACUGAUGAAUCCGAGAGUGAAGAUGAAACGAAUCGUGGCAAUGUAUCCAAAAAAACUGCAAAGAUUAAGGAGAGUAAGAAAAAGGAAUCCGACUCGGAGGUCAAUAAUAAACAACGUUCAAAUAAAAGUACACCCGCUACACGCCACGUGAACGCAAAUGUCAAUUCUCGUGAUGUAUCAAAGCAAUCACGAAAUGACGUUGCCAAACGUCCUACUGAGGAGAAAGGGCGAAAAGAACGCCGGGAAGACGAUAAAUAUCACCGUGGAGAGAACACACAAGAUGUAAGAAGAACACGAAUGGAAGAUCCAAGAGGAAGUAAAAAUGUUAGAGACGUACGCGAUCCAAGGGAAUCUAGAGAUUACCGCGACUUUUCUCGAAUGCAAUUUAGAGAUAACCGUGAACGGGAAAGAUUUCGCGAUUUUGAUGAAAGAGAACGCCAUCCUUUAGACAUGAGGAGAGAAUAUAGAGAUGCUCCUCCUGACUUUGCUAAUGAUUGGUCACGUGAACGAUAUGAUGGCGGCUACGAUACAAGAGAGUAUGAUAGACGUGGAGAUAAUAGAGGGAUUCCUGGAGAUUAUGAGCGUCAUUUUGAUGGAGACAGAUUGCAUCCUGACAGAGGCGGACGUUAUAGAGGUAUGGAAGAAGGAAGUUGGCAUGAUCGUCGAGGAUAUAGAGAUACAGACAGGUAUCAUGAGGGACGCGGUGACAGAUAUCAAGAUGAGCCCAAACCGAUUUCCAAAUCUAAACGUUCGAGAAACUCACCGCAAACGAACCGUGGCGAAAGAAAAGGCCAUCAUCGUAAGCGUAUUGCAGGUGGAAAUCCUGAUGAUUCAGAAGAAUGGGAUUAUGAAGAAGGCAACAGUCCUGACCAGCAAACUACAUCACGAAAACGCGGUAAAGAUUCACCGAUACGCUCACCACGAUCUGACUAUGUGAAACGUAAAAAGGCUUCAACUCCAGAAAAAAAGAUUAGCGAAAGUUCUGCUGCAAAAAAUACUGACAUAGUUAUGGAUAAGCAUCCUGUCGUAAAAGAGGGAGACCUUGAUGGCAAAAAGCCCAAGAAAGACAAGGAUAAAGAAAAAGGCAAGAAAAAUAAGAAGACAAAAUUGGAUGACGAGAACACUAAAAGUGAUAAAACUGUUUCACCUGAUCAAAAGCAAUAUCGUGAAACCUCAAAAGAUAAAGAAGAAAAAAAAUCCAAAUCUGAAGAACCUACAGAUAAAAACAGUUCUGAUAUUGACGAUGAUCCACCACCUCUACCUAUAGACGAUGCAGAGAAAAAUGAAAAUGUAUCAGUUAUGUUAACAAGACAAAAUGCUCACGAACAGGUGGUCAAUAAUCUUGAUGAGAGCAAAGCAGAGAUCGAUUUGAACCAAGAUGGUAUUGCUGCUAAAUUCGAUGACAAUGAAAAAGCUGAAGAUAAAAAGAUUGAUAAAGUACAAAAUGAUGAUGAGAAUGGUGCAUAUGAUUUUAUCAGUGACGAUGAGUGGGAACCAAUGACUGUAACCAGUAAUGAGGACAAUAAAGAAACUGGAAAAACUCAAACUCUUGAUAUGGCUGAUGUUGAUUGGAGUGUCCUUGAAACAAACACAGAAAAAGUUUCAGAACCUGGUGACUACAUCAAACGCUUUUCAGCUGGAAAUAUAUUUUCCCGUAUUGGGUUGUCAUCUGCUCUUGCGGGACCUACUUUAAGCAAACUAGUACAAGAGAAAUGUGCUCAAGAUGCCCCAGACAAAGGAAUGAAAAGUUUGCUUCUGAAAACUGACAAGAAAAAGUUGAGAUUAGGUGGUCUCAUUGCUGCAGAAGCAAGAAGAUUGAAAGAAAGGGAAGGUGUAGUUAGUGACAUAGGACCUUGCCGUCGUGCUUUGUGUGCCAGACGUGACUUUUUUAUUCGCAAAAAACUCCGUAAACUUGCUACGAUGAAGCUUGGUACAAAACUAUUGUUGGAUAACACAACCAUGGAACCUGUGGAUAGUGAAUUGUUUUCGCUGAGCGUAUCUAUUUUUAAACGUGGGAUCAUUACAACAGACGAAACGAAGGAAGAUAUUUUACAAAAUGUAGAGACAUGUACAUAACGUAAUGUCGUAUGAGUUAAAACCAUUUCAUUGUAGUUAUCAACCAAUAAAAACUAUCCGUGUUAUUCA
This is a messenger RNA of Xenia sp. Carnegie-2017, 4491 nucleotides long. Its product is annotated as zinc finger CCCH domain-containing protein 13-like. Lineage: Eukaryota; Metazoa; Cnidaria; Anthozoa; Malacalcyonacea; Xeniidae. Gene Ontology annotation, cellular component: RNA N6-methyladenosine methyltransferase complex. The record is from RefSeq and is a predicted model, not a curated record. The coding region runs from base 100 to 4422 and encodes 1440 amino acids. The transcript has 13 exons. Gene Ontology annotation, molecular function: metal ion binding.